AUGCACGUCUGUUCUCCAUAUAUCAAAUUAGCCAUCACAAUUUGCUUCUCAUCUUUGGUGAAGGCAUAUGUGCAGCAACCGGAGAGCAGUAAGCUGAAACUUGCACAACUGGAGCAGGAACUCCAGAAAGCUCACCAGCAGGGAAUCUUCAUUUCGAGCUCUGAAGAUCAAACCUAUAUGCCAUGA
Molecule: messenger RNA, 186 nt
Organism: Miscanthus lutarioriparius
Lineage: Eukaryota; Viridiplantae; Streptophyta; Magnoliopsida; Poales; Poaceae
Source: the annotation of a GenBank genome assembly